Molecule: messenger RNA, 1349 nt
Organism: Hevea brasiliensis (rubber tree)
Lineage: Eukaryota; Viridiplantae; Streptophyta; Magnoliopsida; Malpighiales; Euphorbiaceae
Exons: 7
Coding region: 95-1000 (301 amino acids)
Cellular component (GO): mitochondrion
Molecular function (GO): protein-containing complex binding
Source: RefSeq, a predicted model, not a curated record
UCGAAGUACAAAUAUCACCUCUUCAGGCUGUGGCUGAGCGGCUCUCCCCUUGAAGCGGAAGAGUGAGGGAACCAGCAUAUUUUUCAGUCCUAAAAUGACGUCGUUUGCGUUGUGCCCUCCGAUUUCCGUGCUAGGCUGUUCUUCCUCUAUCUCUCGGGUUUCCUUCCCAACUCGGCUAAACUCGCAUUUUCAUAAAAGCUAUUGUAAAUUUCAAGUCAAGUGCAGCUAUGCAGAGCCAAAUUUAAAGGAUGAUUACAAAUCUGCUGCAAUUGAUGUUGUUGCUGAUAUAAAGACUGAAAGGGUUGUAGUCCUAGGAGGAAAUGGGUUUGUUGGUUCUGCGAUAUGCAAGGCUGCUGUGUCUAAGGGUAUAGAGGUUAUAAGCCUAAACAGGUCAGGACGCCCGACUUACCCUGAUUCAUGGGUAGAUCAGGUUACUUGGAUAUCAGGAGAUGUUUUCUAUGCAAACUGGGAUGAAGUUCUAGUUGGGGCCACUGCUGUGGUUUCAACCCUUGGAGGUUUAGGCAGUGAAGAACAGAUGCUGAGGAUUAAUGGUGAGGCUAAUGUUGCUGCAGUGAAUGCUGCAAAGGAAUUUGGAAUUCCUAAGUUUAUCUUGAUAUCAGUGCAUGACUACAAUCUACCAUCAUUUUUACUCUCUUCUGGAUACUUCACAGGAAAGAGGAAAGCAGAGUCAGAGGUUCUUUCCAAAUAUCCAAACUCUGGUGUGGUGUUAAGACCUGGUUUCAUCUAUGGAAAAAGGAGAGUUGAUGGUUUUGAGAUUCCCUUGGAUUUAGUUGGGCAGCCAUUGGAGAGAAUUCUUCGAGCUACUGAGAACUUCACCAAGGCAUUUAGUUCUCUACCAGCGUCUGAUCUCCUCUUGGCACCACCAGUUAAUGUUGAUGAUGUCGCACUUGCAGUGAUAAAUGCAGUAACAGAUGAUGACUUCUUUGGCAUCUUUACAAUAGAGCAAAUUAAGGAAGCUGCACAAAAAGUAAAAGUAUAAUUAGUCUCAGUAAAUUGAAGUAGCAGUUAGUCUGAGUUCUGGGUAACAAAUGUCUUGUGAAGGUAUUGUUCACUCGAGCUAUCGUGAAGUUUCUCAACUCGUUGAACUACUGGCUGCCUUUAAAGCUAGUCGUUGAUCAAAAGUUCAUGUUAAUGUUUUUUCCUUUGUGAAAGGAAGUAGUUAUUCUCAUAGGCUGUACAAGGUAUUUGGAAUUAAUGUGUAGGUGCUUACUAAAGUGUAGUUGUUUUCGUGUAAUAAACUUAUUGAAUUGACCCGCAUGAAAAUCUAUAUAAAAAUUACAUGUCUAUGCAAAAAAGCUCACGUGAAUGUAAGUAGCUUUUUGACUUGA